Messenger RNA from Ipomoea nil (Japanese morning glory), 528 nucleotides. RefSeq lists its product as uncharacterized. The transcript is spliced from 4 exons. The record is from RefSeq and is a predicted model, not a curated record. The coding region runs from base 1 to 528 and encodes 175 amino acids. NCBI's taxonomy places the organism in Eukaryota, Viridiplantae, Streptophyta, Magnoliopsida, Solanales, Convolvulaceae.
AUGGCUCAGGACCGUGUUACCCACCGAACUCUUCUUAGAGGUCCCAGUGUAGGAGGUAUGUACUCGCUCAGUGCACCAUCUCCGGUUGCUCUAUUGUCUGCUAAAACAUCAGCUCAGGUGGAGUCUAUCUUGGAGCAACUCUCCUCGACAUUCAAAAUCCAGGACCUAGUGUUGUUAUCCCAACGGCAGUAUAUGACUGAACUCCUCCGCAAAGUAGGGAUGGAAUCUUGCAAACCGUUAUCUACUCCGAUGACCACGGCAACGACACAUAGCGAUGCUGACUCGUCACUGUUGGAUGAUCCCACACUCUAUCGCCAACUUGUUGGCUCCCUGAUGUAUUUACUAAUCACUAUGCCGGAUUUAUCAUUUGUUGUCAACCGAUUGUGCCAGUUCAUGCAUAAUCCUACGCAGGAUAAUUGGGCUGCCCUAAAGCGCGUUUUGCGGUACAUCAAAGGCUCGCUUUCACUGGGGCUUCGCCUAGCGGCUUCGGUGUCUCUUGUGGUUCACGCUUUUUCAGACUCAGAUUGA